Messenger RNA from Debaryomyces tyrocola, 1230 nucleotides. Lineage: Eukaryota; Fungi; Ascomycota; Pichiomycetes; Serinales; Debaryomycetaceae. The record is from the annotation of a GenBank genome assembly.
AUGAAAUUUACUCAAGCUACUAUUGCUGCGUUCGCGGCCUUAUCCACUGUUACGUUCGCUGCUCCAGCUCCAGCCCAAGACGAAGAUUGUGCUACCACUCAAGUGCACGCUCAUCACAAGCAUAAGAGAGAAGUCGUUUACGAUUACGCUUAUGUUACUGUUACCGUGGAUGGAAAUGGUAAGGCUGUUGAAGGUACCGCUACCUCGUUAUCUACUGCCACUUCUGCCACCCAAGAAUCCGAGUCUACUUCCACCACCUCGAUUGCUUCCACCACUUCCGUUGAAGAAUCUUCAUCUGCUGCUACCUCUGAAGCUUCCUCGACUGAAAGCUCUUCUAGCAGCGCUUCAAGUUCUGCUAGCUCUUCGAGUGACAGUUCUGCUUCCACUGGCUCUAGCGGUGGUUCCGGUUCUGUCCCAACUGGUGACUUAUCUGCUUUCGAAGAUCCAUCUGAAGACUUCGAAGACGGUACCAUUUCUUGUUCCGACUUCCCAUCUGGUCAAGGUGUUGUUUCUUUAGACCACUUAGGAUUCGGUGGUUGGUCCGGUAUCGAAAACUCUGAUGGUUCCACCGGUGGUAACUGUAAGGAAGGUGCUUACUGUUCGUACGCCUGUCAAUCGGGUAUGUCCAAGACCCAAUGGCCAUCGAACCAACCUCUGAAUGGUGUUUCUAUCGGUGGUUUGUUAUGUAAGAACGGUAAGUUGUACAGAUCUAACAAGGACCAAAAGACUUUGUGUGCUUGGGACGAAAACAAGGCCAGUGUUGUUAACAACUUAUCCAAGACCGUCGCUAUCUGUCGUACCGACUAUCCAGGUACCGAAAACAUGGUUAUCCCAACCGUUGUUGACGGUGGGUCCUCAUCUCCAAUCUCUGUUGUCGACCAAUCUACUUACUACAAGUGGAAGGGUGGCUCUACCUCCGCUCAAUACUACGUUAACAACGCUGGUGUUGACUGGACUGACGGUUGUGUCUGGGGUACCUCAGGUUCUGGCAUCGGUAACUGGGCUCCAUUGAACUUCGGUGCCGGUUAUGACAACGGAAUCGCGUACUUAUCUUUAAUUCCAAACCCAAACAACAAGGAUUCCUUGAACUUCAAGGUCAAGAUCGUCGCCGACGGUGACUCCACCGUCAGCGGUGAUUGUACCUACGAAAAUGGUAAGUACAACGGUGACGGCACCGAUGGCUGUACUGUUGGUGUUACCAACGGUAAGGGUAAGUUCGUCUUAUAUUAA